AUGCGUUUUGGCAGACCAGAGCUUCUGAUUGAGUCGUUAAUAGAAAGUGUUAAAACCACUAUAUCACCAAAAGCUGACAAAUUAGACACUCUUAUCGAAUUUGGCACCAAGGUGCAAGCACUUUGUGACCAUAUAGAGGCAGCCGAUCUGGGUGAACAUUUGUCCAACCCAACCCUUCUUAAAGAUUUAGUUGUGAAACUUCCGGCUGAAUACAAAAUGAGAUGGGCAAGCUACCGACGAAAUUGUCAGAUGAUCAAUCUUAGAACCUUCGGUACGUUUAUGGACGAAAUAGUAGCCGAUGCAUACAGCGUAACAUCAUUUGCGAUGGAACGUCCCACGCGCUCGAAACAGGAUAGAAGUCUUAUUUAUUCGGAGCCCGUCGAUGGUGGUUUAGGUAUCGAUGGACGAAAAGCAGCUGAUGAAAUUUGUAACGUGACGAAUAGAACUGUGUGUGCCGUAUGCCAAGGUGAGGGACAUCGAUCACGGGACUGUUCAACCUUCCGAUCAUUAACGGUUGAUGACAGGUGGAAGUGCAUACAAAAACUGGACCUCUGCAAAACAUGUUUGUAUGACCAUGGCCGCCGCACAUGCCGAAAUACGAACAGGUGUGGUACAAACGGAUGUGAGCAGCGUCACCAUCCUCUUCUCCAUAAUGUAUUAAAACCUAGUUCGCCUUCUCACACUGAAAAUUCUGUGAUUCAUAAUAUACAUCAAGCGCCUUCCUGUUCUUUGUUGUUCCGCAUAAUUCCGGUGAAGCUAUACAAAGAGGAAAGGUCUAUCGAUACCUACGCUUUCGUAGACGAAGGUUCUUCACUGACGAUGUUGGACACUGAGUUAGCAACUAAGUUAGGAUUGAGCGGACAUGCCCGACCACUUUGUUUAAAAUGGACAGGUAAUUUUACUAGAACUGAAGCCGAUUCUCAACGUGUGUCUUUUGAGAUAUCGGGGAAAAACAGUACCAAACGUUACCCAUUAAGAAAUGUUGGAACGAUUCAUGCAUUGGAUUUGCCGGAACAAUCGUUACCGAUCGAUAUGUUGAAACAACGCUUCAAGCACUUACGAAAUUUACCAAUCGAGGGUUACAUCAACGCUAAGCCCCAGCUUCUGAUUGGCGUCGAUAACCUUAGAGUCGUUGUUCCAUUGGUAGCAAGAGAAGGGAGCACAGGUUGCCCCACGGCAGUUCGAACACGUCUUGGCUGGUGCGUAUAUGGAGGUGGAAGUAACGCAACGUUAGCAACCAGUUUUCACAUUUGUGAUUGUCAGCACGAUCAAAAUUUGAACGAAACUUUGAAGGAGUAUUUUUCCGCCGAUGAAACGGGAACAAAGGCAGUUUGUCUUGAAUCAAGUGAAGAAGAUAAGCGAGCGAUGGAACAGUUACAAAAAGCCACUGUGUUUAUAGGAGACCGAUUUGAAUCCACAUUGCUAUGGAAAUAUGAUCACAUAGACCUACCAGAUAGUUACCCUAUGGCACUAGCCAGAUUAAAGUGCCUGGAAAGGAAGUUGUCGAAGGAUCCGUUACUGCAAGAAAACGUCAAGCGGCAAAUUAAAGAGUACCAGGAGAAGGGCUACUGUCAUCGAGCUACGAAUGAGGAGCUAGAAGCAGCUGACCCGAGGCGUUCAUGGUACCUUCCUCUAGGUACAGUGUCCAACCCCAAGAAGCCAGGCAAGGUGCGCCUGGUCUGGGACGCUGCCGCAACUGUAGACGGGGUUUCAUUAAAUUCGGUUUUACUAAAAGGACCUGACCAGUUAACGGCUCUUCCGGUGGUACUUUUCCGAUUCCGCCAGUUCCCGGUAGCGGUAUGUGCGGACAUAAAGGAAAUGUACCAUCAAAUACGUAUACGCAAAGAAGACCGGAAUUCUCAAAGAUUUUUGUGGCGCAGUGAUCCCGAAAAAAAGCCCGAAAUAUUUUUUAUGGAUGUGGCAACCUUCGGGUCAAGCUGUUCUCCGGCGACAGCGCAAUUCGUGAAGAAUAGUAACGCAAAACGGUUCACUGAGAAGUAUCCGGCUGCAGUCGAGAAUAUCCUCAACGCCCACUACGUAGACGAUUAUGUCAUCAGCUUUAAAACUCCUCAAGAAGCCAAACUGGUGUCGGAACAGGUGAGAACUAUACAUAAGAGUGGCGGGUUCGAGCUCCGGAAUUUCUGCUCCAAUAACACUGAAGUGCUUCAACACCUCGGAGAACAGCAACUGGAAAAUGUAAAGGAGUUUAAUUCAAAAACAAAACUGGCUCCUGAGAACGUUCUGGGGAUACAAUGGGAAACGGUAUCAGAUGAGUUAAGGUUCUCAACGAAAAUGCGUGAGGAUAUCGAACAAGUGAUAAAAACCGGACGAAGACCGACUAAAAGAGAAAUUUUACGAUGUGUUAUGUCCAUGUUCGAUCCUCUGGGACUUCUUGCACCAUACUUAAUUUUCGGAAAAAUUCUCAUCCAAGAAGUUUGGCGGAAGGGUCAUGGAUGGGAUGAUCCGAUUGAUGAUGAAACUUUUGAGCUGUGGCGCAGGUGGAUUGAGAUGAUCCAGCAUAUUCACGAUGUCAGAAUACCAAGAUGCUAUUUUUCGAGAGCCGUUGAUGAAGUCGAAAUUCACACGUUUGUUGAUGCCAGCGAAGCUGCUUAUUCAUGUGUCAGCUAUGUCCGAUGCAUGGAUCCGUUAGGCGCAGUGGAAGUUGCGUUGGUUGGAGCCAAAACAAAAGUAGCCCCUCUGAAGCCAUGGUCCAUACCCCGACUUGAGCUUCAAGGAUGUGUGUUAGGUUCCAGAUUUACUCGAUUCCUCGAAGAAGGUCAUUCACUACGCUUCACAAAACGAGUCAUGUGGUCCGACUCUAGUACGGCCCUAAGCUGGAUAAACUCAGAUCCUCGUAAACUUCAUCGAUUCGUUGCUUUCCGUAUAACCGAAAUAUUAGAGUUGACAACACGUAGCGAGUGGAGAUGGGUCCCGACCAAACAAAAUCCAGCUGAUGAAGCAACCAAGUGGGGCGUUGGACCUCACUUUAAUGAUAAAAGCAUCUGGUACAGUGGACCAGAUUUCCUUUCGUAUUCCGAAGAUCAAUGGCCUGCCAGGAAAACGGCAUCGCCCGCGACCGAAGAGCUUCGUCCUUGUUACGCACAUACUGAAAUUUUCCUCCCAGAACCGCAACUAGAACCCGAAAGGUUUUCGAACUGGAACCGUCUUCUCAGGACCACAGCAUACUUACAUCGUCUCUUGUCUAAGAAAAUUCACCCAAAUGAAAACCGCCCUUUAGAAAUUCUCAAGCAAAACGAAUUGCAGUCGGCGGAAAGAACGUUGUUCAAACAAGCACAGUGGCAAAUUUAUCCAGAUGAAAUGAUUAUCCUGUCCAAGUGUAAUCUAGACGGAAAAAACCAGCAAUUAGUCGAUCGUUCCAGUAGCAUCUAUCAUCUGUCUCCGGUUCUAGAUGAACACGGAGUUCUAAGGGUGGAUGGAAGAAUCCGAAAUGCUCCUAAAGUCGAACUGGAUUGUAAGUAUCCUAUUAUCCUUCCAAAAAACCAUCAUGUGACCUAUCUACUCGUCGAUGACUACCAUAAAAGAUUUCAUCACGGGAAUAACGAAACCAUUGUAAAUGAGAUCAGACAACGUUUUCACAUUCCUUCUAUCCGUGGGUUCGUCAAGGAUGUGGUAAAGAAAUGUCAGUACUGUAAAGUGAGCAAGGCACGCCCUGUAGUUCCGAGAAUGGGACCUCUUCCGUUGGCUCGAUUGUCUGCCGGUGUUCGACCAUUCGCUUACGUUGGUGUGGACUAUUUUGGGCCCUUGCAAGUAAAGGUAGGAAGAGCAACCGUCAAAAGAUGGGUGGCACUGUUCACCUGUCUAACUAUCAGGGCCGUACAUCUCGAGGUGAUCUACAGCUUAACUACCGAAGCCUGCAUCAUGGGAAUUCGUCGAUUCAUUGGUCGUCGGGGUUCCCCUGUUGAAUUCCAUAGUGACAAUGGUACAAACUUUCAAGGCGCUGAAAGAUUGUUGCGCGAGCAAAUCAACAUGGGACUCGAGUUUACGUUCACCAAUACGAACACCAAAUGGUUAUUCAUUCCUCCUGGAGCCCCCCAUAUGGGCGGUUCCUGGGAGAGAAUGGUCAGGUCCAUCAAGGUGGCAAUAUCAGAUGCAUACAACGAAAAUUUGGAUGACGAACGUCUUCUUACAUUGCUUAUUGAAGCCGAAUCAAUAGUCAACUGUCGGCCGCUGACCUAUCUGCCCUUGGAUUCAGCUGAGCAGGAAGCCCUUACGCCGAACCACCUAUUGUUAGGCAACUCAACAGGCGUUCAUCAACCGGAACAGCAUGCAGUGUGUGACCGUAAGCUGUUAAGUCGAUCCUGGGAUACACUUCAAAAACAGAUUGGUUCAUUUUGGAAGAGGUGGACCUUAGAAUAUCUUCCGACUCUAACAAAAAGAACGAAGUGGUUCGGAGAGACGAAAAAUUCGAAAAAGGAGAACUAG
Uranotaenia lowii is the source of this 4443-nucleotide messenger RNA. RefSeq lists its product as uncharacterized. The record is from RefSeq and is a predicted model, not a curated record. Bases 1 to 4443 code for a protein of 1480 amino acids. The transcript has a single exon. Gene Ontology annotation, biological process: DNA integration. Gene Ontology annotation, molecular function: nucleic acid binding. NCBI's taxonomy places the organism in Eukaryota, Metazoa, Arthropoda, Insecta, Diptera, Culicidae.